Molecule: messenger RNA, 2483 nt
Organism: Quercus lobata
Lineage: Eukaryota; Viridiplantae; Streptophyta; Magnoliopsida; Fagales; Fagaceae
Product: transcriptional corepressor LEUNIG_HOMOLOG-like
Exons: 18
Coding region: 125-2161 (678 amino acids)
Molecular function (GO): protein binding; transcription corepressor activity
Source: RefSeq, a predicted model, not a curated record
CUCUCUCUCUCUCUAGAAAGUUGAAAAUUAAUUCUGUUUGCUUGUCGCUUUUGUUUCGGGUCCUUUUGCAUGGCACUGUCACUUGCUGCCUAGCUGCUCACUCAGGAUUGCGUUGAAACAAAUUAUGGCUUCUGGUUCUGGUCAUGACUGGGAUGCUGAGAAAAUGUUUGAACUGUACUUGCUUGAUUAUAUGGUUAAGAAGAAUAUGCAUAAGACUGCUCAAAUUUUCAGAAAGGAGGCCAAAGUUUGUAACAAUCCUGUUGUGAUUGACUCUGCUGAAGGAUUCUUAUAUGAAUGGUGGUCGAUAUUUUAUGACGUGUACGCCUCUAGGCAACUGCAGGAUCAGCAGGCGAAGGCAGAGGCCUCAACUGAGGCUACGCAAAUGACAGAGAAUGAGCAACAAAAUAUCUACUCAGCAAUGCCGCAGUCAGUGAUUAAUCAGCACAGGCCUGGAAAAUUGCCUGUCAUUAAUGACUUUGAUAAGAUGUUGGGCCAACCAGCUUCUUGUCUGUUGGCUGCAAAAAUGUAUGAAGAGCAUCUAAGACAUCCUGCUAGAACCUUUGAACCCAAUUUACGCCUUGUUGAUGUUAGUAAAUUGAAUCUCCCAAAGUCACCUGUAAGUUCAAGCCAUCCACAGCAGCAAAUUCAUAAGCAGGCUAAUCAGCAGGGAAAUAGAAAUGACAUUGGCAUGGAGAAAACAGUAACUAUGGACCCUAUGCUGUAUGGAAUACCAAAGCUUAAACUCCCAAAAUCCAGACCUCAUGAUGCAGGGAUGAAUGAGGGAGUCAAUUCAUCACUGCUGGAUGGAUGGCCUUUAACUGUACUGAACCCAGUUCUGCAGGCACCAAGCUAUACACAUCAAUUUCAGAUGUUGACACCAGAAUGUCAGCAAGCACUUUUGGCCCAAGUACUGUCAUGUACACCUGGAAACCAGACAGACACUUUUCCUGGAAGCCCUGCCAAUUUUGCUAGUCCAAAUGUGAUGCUUCCCAAAAUUGAAUUAUCUGCGAAUGAUGAACAGAUAUUGGUCCAAACGAAACAAAAUGAAGAGCACCAAUACCAAAAUGAUCAAAUAAAGCAGCAGAAGUUGCUAGAGAAUGGCAGAAAGCGGAAGACAAGAUCAUAUUCAAGAGCUGGAGAGAAAACUUUGGGUUGUAUAAAUGGAAACAGUAAACCUGUAGAAAAUGUUGAAUCUAAUGCUGAAAAUGCUGGAAGCACAAGCACUCCUUUCAGCAGUUCAAAAAUUCAUUCUAAAGCAUGCACUAAAGAUGAACAUAAAGGCUUUACUUUUGAAGAGGUUAUCACUCUCCACUCAAGCAAAAACAAGGGGUCAUGCUGCCAUUUUUCAUCAGAUGGGAAGUUGUUAGCUAGCGCAGGGCAUGAAAAUAAGGUUUUGAUUUGGAAUGUGGAAACUUUUGGUUCCAUAGAUACUGCAGAAGGGCAUUCUCAUCUCAUUACAGAUGUUCGGUUUAGACCAAGUUCAACUAUUUUCGCAACUUCUUCCUUUGAUAGAACUGUGAAAUUAUGGGAUGCAGCAAGUCCAACCAAAUCAUUGUGUGAGCUUCUUGGGCAUGCUGAACAAGUAAUAUCAGUGGAUUUCCACCCAACAAAGUUGGACCUCCUCUGCUCUUGUGACAGUAAUAAUGAGAUCCGACUAUGGAAUGUCACCCAAUAUUCUUGCACACGUGUCACUAAGGGAGCUACUAAACAAGUUAGAUUCCAGCCUCAAUUUGGAAAGCUUUUGGCCACUGCUGCCGGAAAUGGUAUCCAUAUAAUUGAUGUAGAGAAUGACAGCCUCCAGUUCUACUUGAAGGGACACGUCAAAGAUGUCCUUUCAAUUUGCUGGGAUACUAGUGGGAAGUAUAUUGCCUCUAUUAGUGAAGACAGUGCUCGAGUUUGGUCGACUGUGUCAGGUGGAAAAUGCAUACAUGAGCUUCAUUUAAAUGGCAAAAAAUUCCAGUCAUGCACUUUUCAUCCUGGAUAUUCACAGCUCUUGAUCAUUGGUGGUUAUCAGUCUCUUGAGUUGUGGAAUCCAACUGAGAACAGUAAAACAUGGUCAGUUCCAGCUCACAAUGGGUUAAUUGCUGCACUAACAGAUUCACCACAGACUGAAAUGGUUGCCUCGGCUAGUAAUGACCACUGUGUGAAGUUAUGGAAGUGAGUCUUCUCUGCAUGUACAGGCCUGUGCACCUCAAUGUGGACAUGCAUAGGGUUUGUAAAUCAUGUGGAUAGUUUCCCUUUAAAUUUUGUAAGUCUGGGUAGGGUAAAAAUCAGCAAUACAGCCAGGAUUUCAUUCACCAGGAAUAGGUGCCAUGGCUAUAGAUGAACUUUUAAUAUAGUUUUACAGAAGAAACAGGUAAAAGGAUGGGUAUACUUGUUUUUGGAUUCUAUAUAGAUAAACCUUACUGUCUUCGACUCAUAUAAUUAUGACUAAAUGUAAAUGAAACAAAGUUGCAGAAGAAAACACAAGUUUAUUUGCUUUA